Aspergillus homomorphus CBS 101889 is the source of this 2028-nucleotide messenger RNA. RefSeq lists its product as uncharacterized. NCBI's taxonomy places the organism in Eukaryota, Fungi, Ascomycota, Eurotiomycetes, Eurotiales, Aspergillaceae. The record is from RefSeq and is a predicted model, not a curated record. Bases 279 to 1964 code for a protein of 561 amino acids. The transcript has 6 exons.
CGGGGCGGGAGACGAUGGGUUUCGCAUGAAAACGCGGGCGACGUGGGAGAGGGUCAAAUAUCCCUUCAAGGAGAGUACUCUUCUCAAGCUGCGUGAUUUGCUACAUCAAGCUAAGUUGGAUGUGCUUCUCGUUCUCAAAAUCUUGGACAUUGAUACGUCUUCUGCGACAGUGAUUAAACUUGACGGCCUAGACCAGAAGAUAGACGAGCUUCGACUCAAGGUCGCAGGUGUAGAGGGUAGCGUCAGAGGAUGUGAAGGCUUAAUAGAGAGGUUAGAUUAUGAUAAGAGCCACAGGGAUCUCCUUACCUGGCUCUGCGAUAAAGAUGUGGGGAUGCAACAGCGUGAAGCAAGUGCGAAGCGGUACCCGGGCACAUGCAACUGGGUGUUUGAGAGGCCGGAAUUUCACCGUUGGAAGGCCCACGGCUCGGUCUUGUGGAUUAGCGGCGGUAUUGGUUGUGGAAAGUCUGUCAUGUGACCACAUGACACAAUAUUGCGAUACCAAUCCAGGAAAUCUGCUCCUCUACUUCUACUUCUCAUUUCGGGAGAAGAGCAAGCAAGUCCAGCAUAGGUGCCAAUCGGCGCUGUUGAAGCAGAUAUGCAGAGAGCCGAAGGCACUCCGAGAGGUUAAAAGACUGUACGAUCAAGCGCACAAAGAUAGCGUUCCUGUUUCAGCACAAUUUGGGGAUGUUAAAGCAUGCCUGGAUACUACAAUAAAAGACCUGAAGGGCUUGAAGCAGGUCUUCAUUGUUCUUGAUGCACUCGACGAGCUGGACAAUGACCUGGACGACUUGCAGCGGACGCAAAUGCUACAAUGGAUUAUCUCCGUAACCACGCAUGAGUCGCACGUCCACGUCCUUUUUACCAGUCGAAGUCGCUCCGGGAGAGGGGAUAUCGAGCACGCUAUGGACUUGCAUCCGGACGUCUUGAAAAUACACAUCGAUGCGAAGGCGAAUCAGGAUGAUAUGUGCUUAUAUUUAACAGAUCAGUUCCAGGCCAGCACUGCCCUGAGCAGCUUGCCACGAGCCUCCAAGAAAGACCUUUGCGAUAGGUUGAUAGGCAUGGCAGACGGCAUGUUUUUGUGGACACAUUGUCAACUUGCUGAUCUCGUGAAACUCCCCUUCUUGCGGCCGAAGGAUAUAAGAGUGAUUCUGGAAUCUAUGCCCAAAACACUGGAGAGCACGUAUAGUCGCAUCCUCGAAGAUGUCAGCAAAUUCAUGCUUACCGAAGUUGUACAAGCCCUGCAAUGGCUCUCAGUCGCGCUACGGCCCCUUACAUUGCAGGAGAUAAAUGAGGCUUGCAUUAUCAGAUUAUUAGAGCUUCCGAUCAUAGACAAAGACAAUCAGCUCCCUGGUGAUGGCGUCCUGUCUUGUUUACCUGGUCUUGUCAGCCGCACAAUCAAGGACCACGAUGAAUACGUCUUGUUGGCCCAUUUUUCUGUCCGCGAAUUUCUGAUGUCUCGUGCUGCCGUCAAGCGUGGCAGUUCGGAGGCUCCGUUCACGUUCCGAGAUUGCACCGCCCAUGCACUUAUUGCAGAGAGCUGUAUCGCGUACAUCAACUAUUGGUGCAACCGAGCCCCCAAGAAUAAGAUGUGCGCGGGGGCAGAGCUGAAAUCAUUCCCACUUCUGCAAUAUGCGUGUCAGCAUUGGGCCGAGCAUCUGAAUCAGACUGACGAGAAUGAGCAGGCCCGACUCGCCUCCGCCGCGCUUCAGCUCCUGACUCGGCCCGAGUAUAUCACCGAUGUUUUGUCCGUCUAUAAUCCACUUGAGGACUGGGAAAAGAGACCCUGGCGAUCCUGGAGCCGUCCCUCUUCUUCCGAACACAAUCUCAUCUCCCACCUUGGCUGGGCAGCUGUGCUGGGUCUACCGUCCGUAACUACUCUAGUACUUAGAGGUACUAACCCCGCGCUAAAUGAGCGGGGUAGGAUACAAGAUUCAACCAGGUGUGUAUCAGCACACAAAAUCUAACGUCAAUUCCGCCAAAUAGAUCUUAACCAAUCCUCUAGGUCCAGCAUGCUGAACCUAGCAUUUA